AGCAUUACUAAUGAUCUGACGAAGAAGUGCACAUCAUUUUGAAAUAAAUUUUAAACUUUUCUAUAUCAAUAUGAUUUCAAAGUUCGUGAUAUUGUUUGUAGUGACAAUAAUUCAGAUAUAUCAAGCUAACUCCCAACUCCUGAUAUUCGGGCGAGUGGUGGGGGGAUCCCCGACGACCAUCACCCAGUACCCGAUACUGGCCCAGCUACUCCUGGACUCAUGGGGAAGCCAGUAUUACGUGCAACACUGCGCUGGUGUGAUACUGACGACGCGGCAUGUGAUCUCCACCGCGCAUUGUUUUCAGUACAAUGAUAAUACUGGCUUGAACUACACUCAACCGAAGUACUGGAAGAUACGCGUGGGUUCUUCAUUCCGUUCCCGAGGCGGAGUGUUACACAGCGUGAAAACAAUAAUUUCUCAUCAGAAGUUUAAUAAAUAUUACUACACGAGGGAUAUUGCCGUUGUGGUGGUGACAAGACCUUUCGUCCUGGGUCAGAAUGUUAGACAGGGCACGAUAAUUAACCGCGGCACUGAAGUUAAGCCAAACUCGCUAUGUACGCUUGUAGGAUGGGGGUCUAAGGAGGUCGACGGCCCCCAGCCAGACCAAUUACAGCACGCCAUGAUGUACACCAUAGACCAAAAAGUCUGCGCUGCUAGAUACAAGACUAUUUCAGCUGUAAUAGACGACAAAAUGAUGUGCGCUGGACUGCUCAACGUUGGCGGGGUAGACGGGUGCUUCGGAGAUUCAGGGGGGCCACUCAUUUACAAGGGACUGGUGGUCGGUCUGGUCUCAUAUGGCUACUCUUGUGGCCACCGGUACUACCCCGGUGUGUAUACCAAGAUUUCUAGCUACACAGAUUGGAUCAUCAAAACUGUGGCGUUGAAUAAAUAAUAUUUUGUUA
Molecule: messenger RNA, 902 nt
Organism: Amyelois transitella
Lineage: Eukaryota; Metazoa; Arthropoda; Insecta; Lepidoptera; Pyralidae
Product: trypsin, alkaline C
Exons: 4
Coding region: 71-892 (273 amino acids)
Biological process (GO): proteolysis
Molecular function (GO): serine-type endopeptidase activity
Source: RefSeq, a predicted model, not a curated record